Penicillium subrubescens is the source of this 2088-nucleotide messenger RNA. Its product is annotated as peroxisomal copper amine oxidase. The transcript is spliced from 2 exons. The coding region runs from base 1 to 2088 and encodes 695 amino acids. The record is from RefSeq and is a predicted model, not a curated record. Lineage: Eukaryota; Fungi; Ascomycota; Eurotiomycetes; Eurotiales; Aspergillaceae. Gene Ontology annotation, biological process: amine metabolic process. Gene Ontology annotation, molecular function: copper ion binding; quinone binding; primary methylamine oxidase activity.
AUGGCCAGUUCUACAGGCACUGCCCCAAAGAGCUGUAGCUGCAGUGCCGCACGCACUACGUGCAACGACGUCUUAGUUCAUCCUUUAGAUCCGCUUUCAGCCGCUGAAAUCUCACGAACGGUAGCAAUUAUCAGCUCAUCAAGCAAAUUAGGCCUCAAAUUCAAUAGCAUCACUCUGCUUGAACCUAGGAAAGCCGACUAUGCUGCCUUCCGUGAUUCAAGUGGACCGCGCCCGAUCAGAAGAUCUUUGUCAAUUAUCAUCUCUCGUGUGAGCCAAAACGUGUCUGAGGUCACGGUGAACUUGAUCUCGCAAAAGGUCGAAUCCUGGCGUGAUAUUAAAGAUGUCUGGCCUAUAUUGACCUUGGAAGAUCUGGAUGUUAUCGAACGAAUUGCAAGAGUUCAUCCGCAAGUCAUUGAAGCCUGCAAAGGCCUGGGAAUAACCGAUAUGUCCAAAGUCUUUUUUGACGGAUGGGCAAUUGGUGUAGAUGAGCGCUGGGGAUUGGAAAGACGACUCCAGCAAGCCCUCGCGUAUUAUCGUACGUCACCGACAGAUAAUCAAUAUGCACAUCCACUUGAUUUUACUGUCAUCGCGGACACCGAGCGGGAGCAGAUCCUCUCUGUGGACAUUCGGACAGUCAAUGGUGAACGUACGCAUAUUCCAAUGGAGGAACACAAUUAUCUACCAGAACUUGUGGGGAAGAGCCAGUAUCAAUUCAAUCGUCUCAAACCGAUACACAUAACUCAGCCGGAGGGAGUCUCAUUCACGAUGCAUGGGAGGGAAAUCCACUGGGCAAACUUGAAGAUGCAUAUUGGUUUCAACUAUCGGGAGGGUCUUGUGCUGUCUGACAUUUGCAUGCGAGAUCCAUUCGACAGCAACAACAGAUACCGCACGAUCUUCAAUCGAGUGAGCGUGGUGGAGAUGUUUGUACCUUACGGAUCUCCAAAGAGCCCACAUCACAAAAAACAUGCAUUUGAUAUUGGAGAAUACGGCUCCGGGUUCAUGACUAAUUCUCUCAAACUCGGCUGUGAUUGCAAGGGUGCUAUUCAAUACUUGGAUGCAGUCGUGAAUACGUCAAAUGGUGAUCCACUAUUGAUUGAGAACGCGAUAUGCAUCCACGAAGAGGAUAACGGUUUGCUCUAUAAACAUACCGAUUUUCGGGACGGACGUGUCAUCUCAGCAAGAGAUCGGAAGCUGAUAAUUUCCCAAAUUCUGACUGCGGCUAAUUACGAGUAUGCCUUCUACCAUACGUUCACAUUGGACGGCACCUAUAUGCUGGAAGUCAAGUUGACUGGCAUGUUGAACACAUACUGCCUCCACCCAAGCGAGGAGUCGGCUCCAUUUGGCACGGAAGUGGCGAAUCGAAUCGAUGCGCAGAAUCAUCAGCAUAUUUUCUCUCUUCGUAUUGAUCCAGAGAUUGAUGGUUCUAGGAACAGUGUUAUUCAAAGUGAUGCCGUUCCUGCCGACAUUCCGGCCGAUCAAAAUCCUUAUGGUAACGCAUUCAUGGCAAAGAAAACACUGUUUAAGACAGCCAAAGAUGGUGCUGCCAACUAUUGCCAUGAGACAUCUCGAACAUGGGAUAUCGUGAAUCCAAAUAUUGUGAGCAAGAUUUCCAAGAAACCUGUCGGGUACAAGAUCGUGAAUACCCAAUGUCCUGCGCUCCUGGCCCAGACCGAGAGCAUUUUUGCAAAGAGAGGAGCCUUUGCGCAGAAGGCUCUCUGGGUUCUUCCAUAUCGUGACUACGAACUGUUCCCAGCCGGGUCCUAUGUGUGCCAAUCAACCGGGGAGCAUCAUCCAAACAACUUGACCAUCACCGACUGGGUGGCACGCGACGAGUCAAUCGAGAAUACAGACAUAGUCUGUUAUGUUCAAUUCGGGCUCACACACUUUCCUCGUACUGAAGAUUUCCCUAUCAUGCCAGCGGAACCCGUCAGGGUUAUGCUGCGCGCAUCCAAUUUCUUUGAGAAAAACCCUGCACUUUGGGUUCCGCCCUCAGAGCUAGAUGCAGACUUUUCUUCAACAAGGGUGCCUCUGGAGACCUUGAAGGAACAUGGUGUUCAGGGCAAGAGCGCUGUGUUGCCCAAGCUUUAA